AUGGAUACCCGGUCGUCAGCUGCAUGGCGUGAGCUGAUAUCAGCUAGAGGAGUCAUGGACAAGGAAUUCCGCUUGUCCUCUACUUGUCUGUUGCUACAAAAGGCUAAAAAACGACACCCGCGUCCCGGAUGGAGCGGGCCGGAUCGCAAGGCGGCUGCGGUCUUGAAAGCUUCGGACGCCUUCCGCAACAACGAACCCUCCGAGCUUGAUGAACAAGAACCUUGCUUCGUCUCUUCUAUCUUGUGUGAAUCGGCGGACAAGAGCAUCAUGGCAGAGCUUAGCUUGAUCCACGAGCGGCCCUGCUGCCGGCGUUAUCUCACCCUCCACCGGCAUUAUCGUGAUGGUGACUAUGCGUGCAGCUGGUCCGCGGAGACGGCUUCCCCUUUGGCCGCACACACGUCGAGAUUGUUGCGGAGAGGCACGAAGCAUAUCGACGCUGGGAUUCGUCCGUCUCGCCCGCAAGAGUGCUUCUUGAUGCUAUGUACGCAUGUACUACUUAUAGCAGCGGCUGGGUUAAGAGGUCCCCAUCGAGGAAACACAAAACUGCCGAAAUGGUCGACAUGCGUCACGGCUAGGGUUUGGGGAGAAGAGCCUGUGCUUCCGCGACGCUUGAGCUGGCCUAAUGAGACGGCCUCAACAGCAAAGAUGACCGCCCCGUCACGCCAGGCUACCCCGUAUCUGGGCCGCCAGCCAUCAGAUAUGGAGGCAGAUCAUCGUGGUGCGGAGCAUCGUGUCCCGCCAUGGAGCCUCGGACGUGGACGUCGUCUUGGACGUGGACAUGCUCAAGACGACGACGACGACGACGACGACGACAAGACAAGACAAGACAAUGGAGCCCGGCAGCAGCGCAGGAAGAGCCCAGAAUAG
This is a messenger RNA of Trichoderma virens Gv29-8, 867 nucleotides long. RefSeq lists its product as uncharacterized. The coding region runs from base 1 to 867 and encodes 288 amino acids. The record is from RefSeq and is a predicted model, not a curated record. NCBI's taxonomy places the organism in Eukaryota, Fungi, Ascomycota, Sordariomycetes, Hypocreales, Hypocreaceae. The transcript is spliced from 6 exons.